UUCCCAUUAGAGCCCUGCUUCUCUUUUUCUACUUCAGCCUCAGAUAAUAAUUCAUACUUUUGGCACCUUUUUUUUUUUUAAUCUUUCGGCUGCAGCCUUUCUCAGCCAGAUGCAAGCAGUGAUAUGACAUCUUCAGAGGGAGGAGAAAUGAAAGAGAGCAUGUAGGAGUGAGAGAGGAAGAGAAAUUAACAGGAUAUAGGUGUGCUCUGCGUGUGUGAGUGUGUUGAUUUUCACAUGUGCAGUUUGGUCUUGGUGGUCGGAGUUUGCAGUGACUUUUCUCAGAUGCAUGAAGGCUGAAAUCACCCAUGCUACACUGAGAGAGACAGAGAAGGAGAAAGAGGAAGGAACAAGCCUGUGUAAAACUUUCCGGCCCAGAUUCACGCAAGAUUACCUCUGUAAAGCACCAACCACGCAGAGAACAAGUAAAAAAAAAGAGAUUUUCCUCUGCCAACUGCUUGCCCUUAACGUAUAGUCAAGAGUUUUUAAUCACGUUCUCAAGGCUCAAAAGUGGAUCUCCAAAGACAAUAUCAGCUCACCUGAGCUGUUUUGUUGCCCAAACACUGAAAUUGCUUUAGGAAGCUUCUAGAGUGAAUUAUUUUUUCAGCCAGUAUGCUCACCAUGAGGCUUGUUUUGGGUAAUUUGCUUCUGUUUCUUGCUCUCGGACCCUGUUUCAAGUCCACUGAUGCACAAGAGACAACAACAGAGACAGAUGAAAACAUCACCUUACCAUUACCAAAUAUCGACACUGUGGAGUCAACGUUAAGUUCUGAAAUGCCCAGUGCCACACCUGAAAAUACAGUUCUCAAAAAUACAGCGGAUCCAAAUAAUCCAGAAACCACACUUGUUAGUGAAACAAACACCAUGCCUGAGGAACCAACAGGUGAGAGUACUCCAGCACUGAGUAUUGAGAUUGAACAAACAUCAUCAGAAUCUGUUCCUGAAACAACAACUGUACAGACGGAGCAGACCACAGUUAACACCCCUACUGUGCUUGUUAAUGUGGAAACAACAGUGAUUGAACAAAUAUCUUCAGACACCCCAACCACAAGUCAAUAUGAAACAACUGCUGGCUUCACAUCUCCUGAGUCGACCAGUCCUACAGAACAUCCUACAGAUGAAAUCACCACAGCAGCUGUGGCCAUGACUACUGAUUCAGCAGAAGCCCUCAAUCCCACAUCCAUCCUGACCACACCACCUGCAGACUGGACUGAGUCUCCGGCCAUCAUGUCCGACCCUGUGGACGCCAGCACUGAAACCUCCACUUCAACUUCAACAACAUCAACAUCAACUACACAGCUCCCUCAAAACACUGCUGAUUACCCAUCAGCCUCCACCGAUUUCACCACCGCAACCGGUGUGAUUACUGAGGCAAGUAUUUUGGACUUGAAAAGUAACUGGUUAUUAAUAAUAAUAGUGUUUGUGGCCAUUAUUUUUGUGCUGUGUGUGGGCAUGAUUCUGUUUGCCCGGCGGCGAAAGAAAAUCGCCUCAAGGAAUUUCGGCCCCAUGUAUAUGAAUGGACAAAGCAAAAGGUCCAAAAAGAAAAAAGGGGAGGAGGAUGAUGCGUGGGCGGGGCCUGUCAAUCUGGCGGUGGGGGCUGAAUGUGAUGCUGAGUUACAGGAGGGUCUAAUGCCUAAUAAUGGGAAACAGGAUGGAGAUGAUAUGGUGCUCAGCACAUUCGCCGCUCUGGAGGCAGGAGAUGUGUCUAAUGGUGGAGUGGGUGAGGACGGUACCAAGGAGGCUAAGAAAUGGGAGGAGCAGGAGCCUCUGCUUUACAUAGAUGAGGAUGCGAAUGAAGACAAGACAGGAAAAACACUGGAAGAGAGCGAGAAACAGAAAGGAGAUGAAAAAAGUGAAGAGAAGGAGAUGAACGGAGGAGAAACGUUCUGUCUCACCACAGCUGUCUGAAAGUCUUCUGUUGACUAAAUGAACAUUAAGGGAUUCAUUGGAAUGACCUGAUUACGUAAUUUGUGUUAUAAACAACAAGGACUAAGUAAUAUAGUUUUGUAUAUAUUAUUUGACUGUCGCCAUUCAGUAUGAGCAAUGGUGCGACGUUUAAUGAUGUUCUGAAAUUCAUACUCAUUUUCCUCAGUUGUUUUAUAUUUAAAAGUGCGGUCAUAUUAGCCAAACUUCUGCAAAUAUUUAUAAAUAUUUGUAUCUGCAAAAAUAGCAAUUAUUGUCAGUAGUGUACUGUAGAUGUGUGAAUCACAUAUAGAAAUUAACUUUGAAAUCAAGCAGCGCUCCAUUGGUCCAAAUGGCAAAUUCAUAUGACCAACUGAAACCAUUGCAAAAUGUUUGUGGGGAAAGCUUUAAUCCUCAUGCAAAUUUGCAGACUGUAUGGAUUGCUAUUGAAAUGACUGGAUUUCACCAAUGAAAAUAUGUCAGUGUGACUGCACUUUAAGAUGAGAUAAUGGUUGAAUUAAUUAAACAUCAUCAUUCAUCCAUUUCAAAUGUUUACUAUGAUGUAGCUAAAAAAAACAAAAAACAUGCAUCUAUAUCUUUAUCCGCAUCUUGGACAGUUGUACUUGGCUAAAGGAUUGAGGUUAUUGGCAGUGCACCAAAAUUCACUGAUUACGGCACACAAUGUUGAUGUUAAAAAAAACAGCUAACCUUUAAGAUUUUAAGACUUACAUUCUGAGAAUGAAACUAUGGCAUAGAAUAUGCAAUAAACUUUUUAUGUUUUUAAAAUACAAACACUUCCCAUAGUCUUUUUAAAAUAUAUUCUUUGCUGAUCUUGCAGGAAAAACUGUCAAAUUCUGUGGUGAAUGUGUUAAGCAGAAAUUUCUAGACUCUUAACAUUAUCAAUUAUAAUCAUUAUGAAAUAACUAAAAUACCUAAUAAGCAUACAUGCAAGAGAGAGGGGAUGUAAUGACGAGAAUUACAAUUCUGUGUAAUUCUGCUGAGCUGUCAUGCACUGAUAAAAAUUAUUUUGUGGUGAAGUAAAUACUACACAAAAACAAAUGUAAUUUCUACAUUAACUAAUUUAGUUCAGGCAAGAAUUUAAAAAAUAAAGUAAAUUCUAUAUUAGUACUGAAUUUAAGCUCGCAGAAAUUAAAGUUUAAACUUAUAAGUGUAUUUUACUUGGAAUUGUUUGUUAUGUAUACAAGGAUUCUUUAAGUAAAUAUCAAAGUUAUGAUCCCAUUUUUCCCAUCAUGCACUGGAGCAUGAAUAAUUAAAAAGGUUAAAAUCUUCA
This is a messenger RNA of Onychostoma macrolepis, 3190 nucleotides long. RefSeq names its product mucin-2. The record is from RefSeq and is a predicted model, not a curated record. NCBI's taxonomy places the organism in Eukaryota, Metazoa, Chordata, Actinopteri, Cypriniformes, Cyprinidae. The transcript is spliced from 2 exons. The coding region runs from base 610 to 1905 and encodes 431 amino acids.